AUUUAUUAACAACAACAAUAAUUAACUAUUAAGGGCAUUAAGGCGUUCGUGACUGUUAGAAAGUAUACCAGUAUUCCAGUCGUUUAAUUACUUUUGUGACCGUCUGUACUAUAUUCACUUACACCAUGAAUUUGAUUCCGAGGUUUGGAAAAAAUGUUAAAUUUGGAUUGUUCAACUUGACUAAAAAGUAUACUACCCCAAGUACCACUCCAACGAAUCCCCCGCCUACAAAUUCAAGUGCAACACCUUCAUUCAAUUCAAAUAUCAAGUAUCCACUAACAAAUACAAGAAAAAUCUUAUGUGUCUGGGCUAAACGAUAUCCGUCACUGAAAGAUGUUCCAGAUCAUGUCACACCUGAAGUAUGGAACAAAGUGCGUUCUAUUAUACGAAUCAAAGUGGCUAAUUAUACAAUGUUCUUUAUAAUAUUGGGUUGUAUUGCAAUGAUUAUUACUGGCAAGAGAGCUCGUGACCGCGGUGAGACAAUAAUGCAAAGAAACUUGGAUUGGCACCAAAAGUACUCUGAAGGAAAAGAAGACUCAAAGACUAUUGGUGUAUUUGGAAAAUAAGUAGUUUUAGAAAUAUUAAUAUUAUGUAUUCAUAUUAUUUAAUUGUUAUACAAUGUUUUAUUUCUAUUAAUAGCUAUAGGUACAAGUUCAUUUUAUAAAACAAUGUACAGUUUUAGUUGUUUUUUUAUGUGUUCUUCAAGUUAAUAAAAUCUCAAAUAUAUUUUUUGAUUAAAAAAUAAUGAUAAUCAAUAAUUUACCUACUUUUACCAAUGCAAUAAUUACUUUUAUUUAAGUUGUUAAUUAUUGAAGAAUAGUUAGAUGUUUCAAUAGGUACCUAUUUAAAUUGGUGAUAAAUAUUUUUAAUAAUAACAUGUGGUUCAGUAGUUGUUGCAUUAUUAUUAGUUAUUACCAAUUUAAUAAUUUGCUUGUAAGCUUAUUUAUUAAUAUUUAAAGUAUAGUAACAUUUUAUCAAUUUAAAACUGUGGAAAAUAUAAUAUGUGCUCUCAAAUAAAUUUAUGGGCAUAUUGUAAUGCACUAUAAUAAACGACUAUAAAUUAGUACUAACUAAUAGCAUCUGUUUAAUUGCGUGUUUAUAUUCAAAACAAUAUUGCUAAAAUAAAAACGCAGGAAAUAAAUAAGUAUUUAUUUUAACUUAUUUUUAAUUGCAUAAAAAAUAAAUAAAUACAUUAUCACAAUCUUAAAACCUAGCCUCAUU
Molecule: messenger RNA, 1221 nt
Organism: Rhopalosiphum maidis (corn leaf aphid)
Lineage: Eukaryota; Metazoa; Arthropoda; Insecta; Hemiptera; Aphididae
Product: UPF0389 protein CG9231
Exons: 3
Coding region: 126-566 (146 amino acids)
Source: RefSeq, a predicted model, not a curated record